Hibiscus syriacus is the source of this 786-nucleotide messenger RNA. RefSeq names its product zinc-finger homeodomain protein 3-like. NCBI's taxonomy places the organism in Eukaryota, Viridiplantae, Streptophyta, Magnoliopsida, Malvales, Malvaceae. Gene Ontology annotation, biological process: regulation of developmental process; regulation of DNA-templated transcription. The coding region runs from base 21 to 767 and encodes 248 amino acids. The record is from RefSeq and is a predicted model, not a curated record. Gene Ontology annotation, molecular function: DNA-binding transcription factor activity; transcription cis-regulatory region binding. Gene Ontology annotation, cellular component: nucleus. The transcript has a single exon.
UAUAAAUAUAUUACCUAGAAAUGGAACUUUCCUGUCCAGAAGGGGAGAUCCCAAUUCCUUUGAACAGUACAUAUGGCGGGGGACAUGGCCUUUCCAAUGGCCCUUCCUCCUUGUUCAUGGAAGACCAUGUGGUUCCCUACAAGAAACAGGUGAGGUACCGCGAGUGCCUGAAGAACCAUGCGGCCGCCAUGGGAGGAAACGCCACCGACGGGUGCGGCGAGUUCAUGCCGAGCGGCGAAGAGGGCACCAUCGAAGCACUGACCUGCUCCGCCUGUAACUGCCAUAGGAACUUCCACAGGAAAGAAGUAGAAGGCGAGCCCUCUUUGAAUGAUUAUUGUUUCCCGUUGCAAGGCAGGAAACUGCUCUUGGGUCACCACCACCACAAGAGUAUCCUGCCACCCGAGGCUCUAGGGUACCCUACGGGUACUCUCGUACACUCGAGAGCGGCACCAACGCCCCACCAAAUGAUAAUGUCCUACAACAUGAUGGGCUCCCUCCCUUCAGAGUCCGAUGAAGACGGCGGCAGGCCAGUCCAGAUGAUGAAGAAAAGGUUUAGGACAAAGUUCACACAGGAACAGAAGGACAAAAUGGUCAACUUUGCAGAGAAAGUUGGGUGGAAAAUCCAAAAGCAAGAAGAAUCAGUGGUGCAACAGUUCUGCCAAGAGAUUGGUGUCAAGAGAAGAGUCCUCAAGGUCUGGAUGCACAACAACAAGCACAAUCUUUCCAAUAAAAACUCCGCAACCGCCACCGCCACCGCCGCUGCAUGAUGAUCCAAACCAUCAGUCU